Molecule: messenger RNA, 438 nt
Organism: Didymodactylos carnosus
Lineage: Eukaryota; Metazoa; Rotifera; Eurotatoria; Philodinida; Philodinidae
Source: the annotation of a GenBank genome assembly
AUGAAUUAUAACGCCGACAUUAUUAAAUGUUCGACAAGUUCUGUGCGAAAAGAAUUAGUUCAAUAUAAUAUAGGGGAGAAGAAAAAUUCAUCGACAGUAGGAAGUUUCCAACAACCACCGGCAGUUCAGACUGAACGUCCAUUACAAAUUCAAUUUCCGGUUCAUAAUCAAGUACCAACCGCACAUCUUAACGAAGAAAGAUUACAAUAUUCUGUUAUAUGUACAGGACAAGAAACAAAAGCUGUCUCUUCUACAAUGCUACUUGAUCCAACUAUAGAAUGUCGAACAAGUGAUAUGAAUAUGAGUCUAGAAAUGCCGGAUUUACACGUGACGCCUGAAGCAAGUGAUGAUGAGGCAUCAGAUCUCAAUACGUCGAACACAUUGUAUCUUAUGGUAGAAGCUGUUAAUAUAAUUCACAGUGACAAAAAGAAAUGGUAG